UCCCCAGCCCAGCCGGCAGCGCCUCAGACGCGCUCGAUACCGCGCACACGAGUUCGUCGUCGGGCGCACGGUCGCUUCGGCAAGUCCGCCGCUGCAGUUCUGGUUCCCACGAACUUGAUUCGGGUUUCGAUGCCAUGCAGGAUUAAGCCCAGCCGGCCGAAGAAAGUGGUUUUUCCCAACAGCGCAGGUUACGAUGAACGCACUCUGCAGCAGAGCGACCGAUUAGAGGGUGAGAUCAGUUCUCUACAGGGCUGCGGUGUUUGCACUGUGACCUGUGUGUUUGGAUAGACAGUGAAGGGGACGCAGGUACAUUACAACCAUGGAUAUCGGCAAUGAUGUAGAUCUGUCCAAUAAUAACAUCACUCCGUUGUGGAAACGCCGCACAGACAAUUGUAAAAACCCCCAGGAUUCAAGCAAAGCCAAACCGCGACCCCUCAGUUACCACAUAAAUGGGGUCAUGACGACGGACUUCCCUGUGGAGGACAAAAAGUGUUCCUUCACCUUGAGCCAACCUGCUGAGAGACUGGUGGUCACGGCCCCGUGUUCAGGCAGGAACACUGCGGUGUUGAAGCACACGCUACACAAACCAUCCAGGAAAUCCCGAGUGGUUCGAAGCAUCAGCAUCGGGCACCUCUCCAAUGGACGCUUCUCACUGUCCAAAUUUAGGUCUGAGGAUAGCCGAUCUGCUUCACUGGACAAUAGAGUGUGUAAUGGAGACUGCGACAGGAGGAAAAACAGCAAUGGAGAGACAGUAUGGCCUCAAAAGCAUCCCCUUGGCUCCAGGAAACUCAUGUGCAGUCCGUUCAAUCUGAGCUCACAGAAAGACCAGAUAGCAUUUGGGACGAGUUCACCCUCACCAGAAGCUGUUCCUCCUAACGGUUCCUCUCCUGUCCUGUCUCAACGCUCUCCUAACAACAACAACAACUACAACCACCAUGAACCGAGCUCCCUUUCGUCCGCAUCCAGCCCUUCUCCUCCAGCCUGUCGUACCCCUACCCCCUCUCACAGCUCCACCUCCAGCAUCCCCUCCCUCUCUUCCCUCACCUCCUCAGACCCCCCGACCCCACGCUCCCCAUCACCAGCAGACAGAGGACAGGCGCUCCUCAGACAGUCCUCAUCCUCGCCUGCCUCCUCAGAGGACACAAGGCAUGCCUCUUCCUCCUCUUCCAUCUCUUCCAACUCACUCUCUCCUUGUCUUUCCCCAUCUAUCUUACCCUCCAUCAUUCUCAGCACCCACAGUCCAGCUGCCCUGAAGAUGGGCACCCAGCAGCUGAUUCCCAAGGGUUUAGCAUCCGAUAUUCGGCAGAGCAAGGGGCCUCCCUCCGGGCAGCAAGGCCAAAGUUUGGUAGGGCUGCUGGGGUUGGAUCAUUCCAAGCGAGCUUUGAAAUCCCUCAGCAUGGUGGAGACAGGAGAAUACUUCUCCACAGGAGGGGACCGCAGUGAGGGGACAGAGGGGGAGAGUGAGAGCCCGGGGACACUUAGGAGAGGCUUGAGGAGUACAUCCUAUAGGAGGGCUGUUGUGAGUGGAGUAGACUUAGAGGUCCCAUCGGUAGAUCCCAAGGUCCAUCGGUUGUACCAGCCUGUCAUCAAAGGGCUAAAUGAGGAUUAUCCAGCUUCACCAGUCAGCCCAGCAAGUCCUGGCACUGAAAGCCUCACUAGCCCUAGGACACCCAAGCCUGCGAGCCCUGGGACACCCAAGUCUCCGAGCCCUGGGACACCCAAGUCUCCGAGCCCUGGGACACCCAAGUCUCCGAGCCCUGGGACACCCAAGCCUGCGAGCCCUGGGACCCCGGAACUUGUUAGUCCUGGGACAUCCAAACAUGCCAGCCCCAGGAUUUCAAAGCCUUGUAGUCCUGGGACAGAGAAGCCCCCCAGCACUGGCAAAAACAAGAAUCCAGAUAGGAAGAACGUUUUGACCACUCAGCGGACAUUUGACAGUGAGGAAGAGGAGCUGUAUCAGAACUACCAGGAGAAGGCCUUGCAUAAUGAUUCAGAUGAGGAUGCCGAUUCCACAAAACCCAGUGCUGAUAAUGGCAUCGUGGUGCAGUACAGACCCAUACGCACCUCCUGGAGCCAGCUCAGUGUGGUAAAGAAAAGUGGUCUGUCUGACCGGAUGAGUCAGGAGGAACGCAAAAGACAAGAGGCCAUUUUUGAGGUGAUCUCGUCGGAGCACUCCUACCUCCACAGUCUGGAGAUCCUGAUCCGCAUGUUCAAGAACUCCGCAGAGCUCAGCGAGGCCAUGACCAAGACUGAACACCACCACCUCUUCUCCAACAUCACCGACGUCUGUGAGGCUAGCAAAAAGUUCUUUAGGGAAUUGGAGGAAAAACAUCAACAAAACAUAGUGAUCGACGACAUCAGCGACAUCGUCUGCAAGCAUGCUCAGUCCACCUUUGAUCCUUACGUCACAUACUGCUCCAAUGAGGUGUACCAGCAGAGAACCCUGCAGAGGCUGGUGUCCAAGAAUCCAGCUUUUAAGGAGGUGCUGACCAGGAUAGAGGGCCACCCAGACUGCAGGAACCUCCCGAUGAUCUCCUUCCUCAUCCUGCCCAUGCAGAGGAUCACUCGUCUGCCCCUGCUCAUGGAUACAAUUUGUCAGAAGACACCUAAAGACUCAGCACAAUAUGAAGAGUGUAAGAAGGCUUUGCAAGCAGUGAGCAAGGUGGUAAGAAAGUGUAAUGAGGGAGCUCGCACAAUGGAGAGAACAGAAAUGAUGUACACCAUCAACUCUCAGCUGGAGUUCAAGAUUAAGCCUUUCCCCCUGGUCUCGUCCUCCAGGUGGAUGGUAAAGAGAGGAGAGCUGACGGCCUUUGUCGAGGACAACGGCAUCUUCCUCAAGCGGACGUCACGGCAACAGGUUUAUUUCUUCCUCUUCAACGACGUCCUCAUCGUCACCAGGAAGAAGAGUGACGAGAGUUAUGCUGUGAUAGACUACGCUCUGAGGGACCACAUCUGGGUGGGUUCCUGCCAGCCGGAGGAUCUCAACCUGUCAGCGGUCAGAAGCACCACCAGCAUGCUUAGCUCCCGGCAAGCCGGCGCCAAUCAUCUUUUCCGCCUGCGUUUCCGUAGCAACCACUCCGGUGAAAAGGUGCCCAUGAUCCUGGGGACGGAGUUGCUAAAUGAGCGUGCUCGAUGGAUCAGUGCUCUCGGCCAGAAUGUCAACAACCAGAAGAGUCAGGACAGAAUCAAUGCCAUGCAGAUGGAGGUGAUCAGAACUUACACAGCCAAGCAACCAGAUGAGUUGUCCCUGCAGGUUGCUGACGUGGUGCUGGUCUCGCAGAAGGUAGAAGACGGCUGGUGUGAAGGUGAGCGACUGCGCGACGGAGAAAGGGGCUGGUUCCUCGCGGAGUGUGCCGAACCAAUCACAUGUCUGGCCACCAUUGAGCGUAACAUGCAGAGGAUGGACCGCCUGCAGGGGUUGGAGACUCAUGUGUGAGCAUGACGAGCCAGCUGCUUAAACCACGGAGGGCUUUCCUCGGCUUUUAGUGACCCUUUUUAAGCAGUGAACCCAGAGAAAUGAGUUCGGUAACAGCAUGAGUGACCUGUCUUCAGGGACCAAGCGGACCAGUAUGGGAGCUGUGUGGCUUCUGGACCCUUUACAAAGGGAAUAAAGAUGAAGCCGUAAUUCCGACCUCUGCUCAGCGUUCACGAAAUCUCAGGCACACUGUCUGAGUUUCAAAGCAAAGAAUGAGUUCAGAAGAGAACCCAGUGGAAGAACAGAGAUUUACGUAAUUACUGAUGGGUCCUCGUGUGAGUGGGAUGGUUGGACAGUGGGAUAUGACACAUUCAUUAAUUUCACACCCACAGCCAAAGUCACCGCUUUCAACACCCCGCUACACAACAACCGUUGGUGUUAAAUUUGUACAUUUUGCUGUUUUUCCAAACAUAUUUCUAGAGUAUAAGUGAUGUGUGACGUAAUCAUUGAGACUACAGUACCACUAUAGGAGGUAAGUUAGACCAAAUAGUGUGGAAAAUGAUAGCAGGCUGAUGAAUGCUGUUAAUGAGGCUCAGGCCAUGUCAUUAGGAGGAGCUUUGCCAGUAACAAUGUAACUUCGAAGAUGUUGACAAUGAAAGUGAUAAUAAGGCAAGAGGGUGAGAUUGGCAGCUUCUUUACAGUGUGUGGGUUGGUGUAGAAACUCCUAUGGCUGUUUCAGUGGCAUCUGAUGGCAAGUGAAACUAUUACAGUGAUAUUUACAACAAAAUCCAAUUGGGUGUAUGUUUAGAUGCUGAAGAAAAAACGAUUGCUACUUGUCUAAAGCCCGAGGCACUUUGUGUAAAUAGAAUAACUCAUAAUUAAUUGGAUAAUAUCAAGAAUUAGAGUCAUCUGGGAGAUAUAAUCUCAUAUGUGAUCCAUAUGGUUAAGCAGAAGGGCCGAGUAUCUGUUUCCUACCUUGCUAUUUGUCACCAGUUAAUGUCAACUCUCGUAACUCAGACUCUGCAUUUGUGUCACAAAUGCCAUCAUUCUCUCCAUCCACUCAAUGAUUUGGACAGCCUGAAUUAUCACACACACUUGAUGCCAGCUAGAGGUGUACAUAUAAAUACCCCCCCCCCCUUAGGAUUUAUAUCUGUGAUGUUACAGAGGAAAGCUAAAAUUAAUUUGCGUGUGCUGAUGGUAAGAGAUGAGUGGCCCUGCCUGGCCCUGCUUUUAAUUUGAUUGGCCGCCGUGACUCAUCUUUUUAGUGUUGCCAUGUCAAGCUAAAGGAAAUGAAUGGCUUGGUCAGAGUCUGGGGAUAACGCCAUCUAUCAAGCCCAGUGCUCUAGCCCCGGGCCAAAUGACAACCACAACUGUUGAGCUACACGAAGGGAGGUAUGACAGUAGUGGGCAUAGCAUCCUGCAGGAAGGACAAGAGUAUUGACACUCUUAAGAGAGCAGACGAAGCUUUGCAUUUGCACUCAGGGAAAAUUAGCUAUGUGAUACCACACAUCUAAGCAUGAAUUGAGUUUAUUUCAGUCACUUUCUGUCCUUGUAACUAUUGUAAAUCAUCUGUGUACGUGUAAAUAUGUAAAACAGCCUGAAUUGUACCAUGUAUGUUUUCCAAAAUACAGAUUUAUAUUGCAGAAAUUUGCAUAGUCAACCUUAUAUAUUUUAA
This is a messenger RNA of Xiphias gladius (swordfish), 5090 nucleotides long. Its product is annotated as rho guanine nucleotide exchange factor 26-like. Bases 320 to 3436 code for a protein of 1038 amino acids. Gene Ontology annotation, biological process: activation of GTPase activity. The transcript has 15 exons. Gene Ontology annotation, molecular function: guanyl-nucleotide exchange factor activity; protein binding. NCBI's taxonomy places the organism in Eukaryota, Metazoa, Chordata, Actinopteri, Istiophoriformes, Xiphiidae. The record is from RefSeq and is a predicted model, not a curated record.